UCUCACAGAGAACUAUGGUCUGUAGUUCUCUCUCCCUACUAUAUUCCCCAUGUUCUUCAUUUCCUUCCAAUUCCACCAACGAUUCACCUUCUACUUCUUCUUCUCCAUCCAAGCUCCGAUCUUUCAAACGUAACCCUAGGGUUCUGAAACUAGCCUCCUCGACUUGUUCAUCUUCUUCUCAAUUUUGGAGAAUCGAAGUUCGCUCGAAGCUAUCGGUAGACGAGGAUGGCUCAGCCGAGCAGUUUCUGCGGAGCAAUUCGAUUACGGACUUCAUGAGGUUCAAGAGAGGAAAUUCCGAUGCGGAGCUUCAGACAGCCGCUGUUAGCUAUAAGAAGAAGUUCCCUUGGUCUCUUCUCCGACCAUUUCUUCAGGUUGAUUUGGUUUCUACAAUACACAUUGCGGACAAAGAGUGAACCAAUUUGAGAUGAGAGUGUUGAUGCUAUUCAGAGAAAAGACUACGAGAAUUAGAAUUAGGGCAGGAGGAGAUUUUCCAAUGACCAAGUGGGUGGAGAAAAAGUAGACAAGUUUGGAGAUGCAUUUGUUAAAUUGAUCAUUGAUUUGCUGGAGCUAGUAAGUUGGAGGGCAACCUUUAUCGGGGACAGAUUGUAAAACAUAUUUUUGAUAAAUUUAUUGUGUUUUGGAAUAGAAGUGUCCCAUGUUUGCAAAAUGAACAUCAUGGGGGUACUAUCUUCUCUUAGUGAUCUUGCAUUGAACUUGAACAUGAUUCUUGGAUUAUGAGACCAAUUUUUAAUUCUGAAAUUUAUCUAGAUGGAAUGGAAUAUGAACAGAGGGCCAUUAGUUUAAUAACCUUGGGGUUGUGGGUUUGAAUUAGAGGGCAAUCACUUUGUACAUAAUUGUACAGGUUUGUUUCCAGCAUUGUGGGGUUUGAUAAUGGUUGAUCACACACUUGGCUUUGGAAAUUUUUCUCAUCCCUUUUCUGUUUUCUUUUGUGGUUGAAAACCUGUAAUGCCUAUUAGCCACUGAACUCGGUAACAUAAUUUCCUUCUAAACCUUUCCUACAAGCUGUCCUGUAGAUUAACUGCUUUCUUGAAGGAAAUAAUCUCCCUUGAAUCUUAACGUUUCAUACAAGAUUAUGUAUUGCUGGAAAUCCAACUUGAGAAGUUCAACUUUCAUUUUCUACGAACUCUCUUGUAAACCUUAUGCAUGAGAGAGAAAAAUGUAUUUUUCAUUUUCCUUUCUCUUCGCUUUUCUCAUGCACCACUUUACUGUUUAAUGUGCCUGACAACCAAGUAGAGCCUCUCGCUGGCAACUUUUGAUAAUAACAUACCAACUAUAUUUAAACCAUUUUCGUCAUCCUCCUUACUAACCAAAAACCCAGCCCAUCAGUCCUUGAUGUUCCCCUUUUUUGGUGAUUGUUAAUAUCUCUAUCAUUCUUUCUUGCUUUCCUCGCUUGUCUUAAUUUUUUUUGAAUAAUUGUGUGCUCCCCCUUCAACUAUUUUUCUGUGAGAUGCAGUGAAUCAUGUGAACAGAUGGUUUAAUAUUGAAGGGAGUAUUAUAUAAACCUGAUUUAAGGAUUACAUGGGCUUCAUUUGUCUGACUUGGAUCUGUUGAGCCACCUAUUGCCUAAUUUUCUUCAAAAAGGUAGCAGAAACCACUUGUUAGUUGCAUGGAUUAUGAUGCCAUUAAAGAGGCAUUAAAUUUUUUUCCUGAUGUAAUUAGUAGACACAUAUGGGUUAAUGAAGCAUGACAUUUUUGUUUUGUUUUUUGUUGUUUUUUCCUCUGUUUUUUGUUUGUUUUUCUUUUUUUGUCCAUAAUUUUACACUGCAGCCUAUUUGCAUGAUGUGUGACUUGCAUCUAGCUCUGUUUAUCCAUGUAUGAGGUUCUGGUUUCUUUUCUAUUUUA
Molecule: messenger RNA, 1863 nt
Organism: Camellia sinensis
Lineage: Eukaryota; Viridiplantae; Streptophyta; Magnoliopsida; Ericales; Theaceae
Source: RefSeq, a predicted model, not a curated record